CAAAUCGUCUACUGUCAAUCAGCUGAGUAGCGGUAAGCCUAAAAUAUCUAAUUUUCUGUUGACAGAGUUAUGAAGUCACACGUAGACGUUAGGGCUCCAUGCGUGUGUUUUUCACCAGUGGGAGAAGGGGAUUAGUGACACUCCGGACUGACGCGCAUGCAUGUGUCGGCGUCAGCGGCGCCCCUGACGGGGGGAGGAGAAGCGCACCGGAGCGCAGCAGCCAGUCUCUCUCACACACACACACACACACACACACACGGUCGGUGCCGUCGUCGGUGCGGGUAACCUGUUCACCAUGAGCCACGAGCCCCGCGCGCUCAGCUGCCUCUCCACCGCGCUGGUUCUGGUUCCGGUUCUGGUUCUGCUGCUGCCGCACGGCCCGGGGCGCGUGGCGGAGCUCGCGGUGGCGGCGGAGUACUCCUCCAAGAGCGACCUGGACUACGAGUUCGCGGACUACCGGGGGAAGUGGUGCAUCGACGACCACGGCUUCGUGUACGGCAUCGGAGAGGUCUAUUACCCGAGCCCCACGGCGUGUCCUUGCACGUGCACCGCGGACGGUCCCGUGUGCGUCCGACCCAAGUGUCCCCGCAUCCACCCCCGGUGCACGCGGAUGGGAUACAAGGAGUGCUGCCCGGUGUGCGAGGCCAUGGCCAGGGUCUGUGUCUACGGGGGCAAAACGUACCGGCUCCUAGAGGAGUUCAGGUUGUCGAGGUGUGAGCGAUGCCGCUGCCAGGCCAACAGAGAGGUCUACUGCAGCAUUUCGGACUGCCCCGCCCCUCACUGUGUCAACCCCAUCUACGAACCCAACCACUGCUGCCCCAUCUGUAAGACUGGUCCCAACUGCUUUGCUGGGAACAGGGUGAUCCCUGCGGGGGAACGCGUGAACGUCGACGAGCGGUCGGUAUGCUACUGCACCUAUCGGGACGGGACGUGGCACACCCAUCCCCACGCCACCUGCGAGCAGCGGCCCGAGCCCAGCCCAACACCCAGCGCCCGCACCGAGGCCCCCGGGGAAAAGGAGUCCAGGAAAAGGUCCUUCUUUCCCAGACUGGCUAUGAUACCAUGAAGUGGAGUGUUCAACAAAAGCCUCGUGGACAGUGACAGAGGGGGAAGUGUUGGGUGUGGGUGGUAGCCUGCUGGUUUCCUUCUGUAUAAGCAGAGCGGGGCCAGAGAUGUCCAAGUAGUCCACACACACACACACACACACACACACACACACACACGUUUGUUUCACUAUCUUUGUGGGGACCGUCGUUGAU
Perca fluviatilis (European perch) is the source of this 1259-nucleotide messenger RNA. RefSeq names its product von Willebrand factor C domain-containing protein 2-like. Gene Ontology annotation, biological process: negative regulation of BMP signaling pathway. Gene Ontology annotation, molecular function: protein binding. NCBI's taxonomy places the organism in Eukaryota, Metazoa, Chordata, Actinopteri, Perciformes, Percidae. The coding region runs from base 296 to 1066 and encodes 256 amino acids. Gene Ontology annotation, cellular component: AMPA glutamate receptor complex. The transcript is spliced from 3 exons. The record is from RefSeq and is a predicted model, not a curated record.